AGCAGAUGAUGACCCGGCCUCUGUCUGCAGUGGGCUACAGGAGGCCUCUCAGUCACCACGCUCGCAAGUCCAUGAUGAUGAGGCCGGACAUGAGAUACAAAGCUGAGAACAUCAUGGUGCUGGACAUGGACCUGCCUGCCCGCACCACUAAGGAGUACCAGGAGCCCGUUAUCGCCCCCAAGGUGGCGGCGGCUCUGGAGAGCGCUCUGCGGGACGAGGAUGAGAUCCAGGUGGAUGCCUCGGGCUUCCACAGCAGCUUGGGAUCAACCCCCCCCACCAGCGGCAGCCUCAAGAAGCCAAAGUCUGG
Molecule: messenger RNA, 307 nt
Organism: Notothenia coriiceps (black rockcod)
Lineage: Eukaryota; Metazoa; Chordata; Actinopteri; Perciformes; Nototheniidae
Product: kinesin-like protein KIF3B
Exons: 2
Source: RefSeq, a predicted model, not a curated record